AUGAAUGAAGGUGGAGGAGUUAAUUCAAAUAGUGGAUUUGGUGGUAUUAGUUCUUGUAAUAAUAAUAACAUUAAUAAUGGAGGAGCCACAUCUUCGGGACUGAUAAAUAUCAAUAAGGAGGAUCACAAACUAGUUGUAAAUCAGGAACAGCUACUUCUCAUGCAAAAGGAAUUUUCCAAGCAAAAGAUUCAUCAAAAGGAUUUAAUUCUUCCCGAUUUGAAUCAUAAUUUGCACUUUCACAACUCUCGUCGAGUUUCUGUCAUAAAGCAGAGAAGAGUUUCUCUCUCCUCACAAUCCUCAUCACCAACACAUUUUGUUCCAUUAGAGUUUUCGGAAUUAACAAAGAAAAGAUCAGCCUCUCCAGUUAAAACACAUCAACAACGUUCCUCAUCAACCAUUUCGUUUAAUCAGCAGCAUCGAAAAUUUCAAUCCUUUCAUUCACCACUAGCAUUGGAAGUUUCUAAAAGCAAACACAGCUCCUCUUUCACAACAAAAAAGGAGGAAGCCACAACUAUCAACUCUGCAACAUCUAUUAUCGAGAAUGAAAGUGAGGAAUUGUCAGAAGAUGAUUCAGAUUUAUUGACUAGUUCCGAAGAUGAGCAUCACUUUUCUACCUCGUCAUCUGAUGGAGAAGAGGAGGAAAUUGAAAUUCUUGCUCCUGAGGAAUCAAUUCAAGUUCAGAAUAAUGAAUUGGAAACAAGUGAUAGUGCUACAACUCCUUCAAUACCAGAAGAAAUUAAUGAGGUUCCAUUCAUUUCAGAGAAUUAUCGAGGAAAUCUACUAUUUGAUGCCUCAUUCGAAUCUGGUAAUUUGGACAGAGUGAUACGAGUCGAUGAGAAUGAGUAUGAUCUCUACAUUAGAGGUGAUACAUUCAGUGGAGGAAAACGAAUGUGGUACUAUUUCAAAGUUUCCAAUGUUAAAAAGAAUCAAAAGGUACUAUUCACCGUUACAAAUCUAUGUAAAGAUAAAUCUCUCUAUAGGAAGGGAAUGACACCUCUAGUGUCGAGCACGAGUAGACCUCGAUGGGAAAGAAUUCCUGAAAAACAAGUUUACUAUUACAAGAAAACGGCCAAAUACAACACCAUUGUGAAUAAUAGUAAUUUACUAUCAUUUGUAUUUAUAUUUGAUAAUGAGCAGGAUGAUUAUUACUUUUCCUAUUCAUUUCCUUAUACAUAUACUGAUUUACAAAAGUAUCUAUUUGUGAUUGAGAGUAAGCAAUUGAAAUAUUUUCACAGAUCUGUGCUGUGUAGAACGACACAGAAUAGAAAAUUGGAUUGUCUCACUAUUACUAGUGUUAAUAAUUGUAAAAAUCACCACUAUAUCAAUAAUGUAAAUUUAAACUCUAUAUUUGAAAACAUUCCUCAUAACACACCAAGUACAUCCACAAUGUCCGAAUUGACUGACAUUUCACCAACGAUUCUAACACCACCAAGCAUAGCGAAAAACAUUGUAAUCACCAAUGAACUCACCUUAGAAAGUCAAACUAAAAAGAGGAUUGUAUUUGUCACAUGCAGAGUUCAUCCAGGAGAAUCACCAGCAAGUUAUGUUUGUCAUGGAUUUAUCAGUUUUAUUUGCUCAAAUCAUCCAAUUGCAGUUCAAUUAAGAGAAAUGCUCAUUUUCAAAAUUGUACCCAUGUUGAAUCCAGAUGGGGUAGCUAUUGGGAACUAUAGAUGUUGCAGUAUGGGAUUUGAUCUCAAUAGACACUGGCUCAACCCUCAAGAAUGGUCGCACCCAACUAUUUACCACGUCAGAAAAUACUUGCUUCAACUGAAACAUGAUCCAAACUUUCAAGUGGACUUUUUCAUGGAUUUACACUCACACUCUGGAGCAAAUAAUGGCUUUAUGUAUGUUAAUUACACCUCGAAAACAUCUCCAGAUGAUCAAUUGAGAUUCCCAAAAUUGUUAAAUGCAAGAGCAAGAGAAUUUUCAAUGAAUGACACAAAGAGGUGCAGAGAUCCUUCAAAGAUGGGAGCUUCAAGAAGAGUUCUUGGUCAGGUUUUAAAUGUGGCAAAGUAUUGUUACACCUUGGAGGUUUCAUUCUUUGGGUAUUCGGCUGGUACAGAUGUCCAACCCUCUUCGAAACAUGUUCCAUUUUCGAUAGAGAACUAUUUCAACUUGGGGAAGAAUAUGUGUUUGGCACUGGCCGAUUUUUAUGGCAUUGAAACCCCUACAUCUUCAGAAGAUGUUUAA
Naegleria gruberi is the source of this 2190-nucleotide messenger RNA. RefSeq lists its product as uncharacterized. The transcript is spliced from 2 exons. The record is from RefSeq and is a predicted model, not a curated record. Gene Ontology annotation, biological process: proteolysis. Lineage: Eukaryota; Heterolobosea; Eutetramitea; Acrasida; Naegleriidae. Gene Ontology annotation, molecular function: zinc ion binding; metallocarboxypeptidase activity. Bases 1 to 2190 code for a protein of 729 amino acids.